AUGAUGGCCAAGGCGCCCAAGCCUUCCAUCAGAAUUGUUACCGUUCCGAAGCAUGAAAACGAUUUGAAAGAGAACACUCAGUCGACGACAACGAAGGGGUCGAAGCGAAUCCGGGAUGAUCUUGCACCCGACCACUCGUUUCCGGCUCCAGCCACCAAGAAGCAGAGAGUGGAAACCCCUGCGAAGACCUCAUCAACCGCAAAGGCGUCUUUUACUACACGGGGUCGGUCUCUCCGCACAACACCAAGCCAGAAGCCGAAAGUGUUGAAUCAGCGUAGAAUGGACCCCGACACGUUGGGCUUGGUGGCCAUCAAGACUUUGCCAGGCCCUUUGUACGAACCCGAACAACCCCUUUCUGGGUUCGCCAAUAGCAAGUACGAAGGUGGAUACGACAGUGACGACUCUUUUGCUUCUCUUAGCAAGAAUGCUCCAACUGGCUUAACAACGGGUAGGCCUAGAAGCCAUACACUCCCCAACUCCAAGACAGGACGUACACCCAACUAUGGUAAAUCACCGACGUUAAACUUGCUCCGUUCUAGAAGAAGCGACUCUAGUGCCCGUGAUCCUGCCCCAGCCCAACCUACCACUGAACGUAGUAGAAACGAUCACUCGAUUACUGAUCGCAAUUGUCCCAUAUCAAAGGGUGAAGGAAUGGAUCGCCAUCGCCAGAAGGACCGGCAGACAUGUAGCUCCCACACGCAUAGUCGUAUAGGACGAGCACAAGUGCAACUGGGAAACAAUCCCCACACAUCCGAAAGACAGCUUGUCGAGGGACUUCGAUCUCCCGGUGGUUGGCAUACGCCUGUCUCCAAGAGAAGCGCCUCGUCUAUUCUCAGCCCGAAGUCAAUUGAGGAUCAGGAGACAGAGAAGAAGCGCAGACGAGACCAAACGGCGCCGCCUCGCACUGAAGUGAACAAGCAUGAAGUGACUCGGGGUUCUGAACGGGUGAUGUCGUCUCACGGAAACCACGUUCGGCCUCGGUCGGCAGUGCUCGAACAUAUCAUCACCAUCGCGAACAGAUCGGGCGACAUGUCUGUGGCUAACACUAGCGACGCAAAAACGCGAGUUGCAGAUGAGAGGCAAACCCCUGAGGCAUAUGCCGAAAGCGUGGAGGAUCACGUCAAGAUUCUACACCGAGAAAUGGGACCUAUGAAGAAGCAGAGAAUGAAAGGAUUGGCCAAAUUGGGCACACAGAGGAAGAUGAAGAAAGAGCACCACGACGAUUCUUCAGCUCUUUCGGGCGCCACAGCCCCGAGCAAGCGAGCAAGCUUUCUUCCAAAGUUGUGA
Molecule: messenger RNA, 1287 nt
Organism: Colletotrichum lupini
Lineage: Eukaryota; Fungi; Ascomycota; Sordariomycetes; Glomerellales; Glomerellaceae
Exons: 3
Coding region: 1-1287 (428 amino acids)
Source: RefSeq, a predicted model, not a curated record